GAUAGUUUAAAUAGCGGGCAGCUGUCACUGUCGGCGGGACACCUGUUCCACGAGUUUUCUUCUCAGACUGCUUGAUCGAAGCAAUGGGCAAUCUUUGUCUUGGGUCACCGACGCAGCGCCUCCAAAGGCUACUUUUUCAUCGACCAAUUCCAGACCUAACAGGAAAAGUAAUUAUUGUGACUGGUGCCAACACGGGUAUUGGGAAGGAGACCGCGAGAGUUCUACUUGCACAUGGCGCGAAAGUUUACAUCGCGGCUCGCAACCAAGCUGCUUCAGAGGAAGCUAUUCGUCAACUGAAGCAGGAGACUGGAAACGAAGCGAUAUUCUUGAAACUUGACCUUAGUGAUCUGAAGGCAUCAAGGCGUCUGCUGAAGAGUUCCUGAGCAAAGAGACUCAGCUCCAUAUCCUUCUAAAUAAUGCGUGAGAUA
Suillus subaureus is the source of this 428-nucleotide messenger RNA. RefSeq lists its product as uncharacterized. The record is from RefSeq and is a predicted model, not a curated record. NCBI's taxonomy places the organism in Eukaryota, Fungi, Basidiomycota, Agaricomycetes, Boletales, Suillaceae. Bases 84 to 383 code for a protein of 99 amino acids. The transcript has 3 exons.